AUGAUCAGAACUUGGUUUAAAGAUGUGUAUGGGAAAUCGACACCUUUCCAUCCAUACAAUGAAUUCUUUAGGCCUCAAAGGUUUAGGGAGUGUGAACUAAUCCAUUGUCGGUGGGCUAUGUUGGCUACUCUUGGUACUCUCAAGUCGAAUGCGUCACCGGUGUUACAUGGCAAGAUGUCAGAAGAUGAUCUAGCGACGCCUCUUGUCCAAAUUCAUCACCAACCCACGUCGUUUCUUCGCAAAUCAUUCAUACCCACCUCCUCAAUCUUCAAAUCGUAUCUUCAUAGAUCGAGGGCAAAUUACCUACGUAAAUUCAAUGUGUUUCCCCAAACGGUGUUGCUAACAUGCACCUCCUUUAGGAACUACAUGUCAAAUACUCAGGUGGUGAAAUUACGAAGAGAAUCGGUAGCGGCAUGCAUGACAUGCCCUAUCUGCAAUAAGCUCUUUCGAGAUGCCACUACUAUCCCCGAAUGCCUUCAUACGUUCUGCAGGAAAUGUAUUCAUAAGAAGCUCACAGAUGAUGAGCUUGAAUGUUGUCCAAUAUGCAAUAUUGAUCUGGGAUGUGUGCCUUUAGAGAAACUGAGGCCAGAUCAUAGUUUGCAAGAUGUUAGAGGGAAAAUAUUUCCCUCAAAAAGAAGAAGGGUAAAGGCCCCUGAAGUUGUGCCUUCAGUUACAUUACCAUUAAGAAGAAAAGAAAGAUCACUCUCAUCACUUGUAGUCAGCACUCCUAGAGUGUCAACACAAACUACAAUGACUGGCAAAAGGUCAAAAGUACCCUCAAGAAAGAAACCACGUGGGUCCUCUUUCUCUAUUGAGAAAUCUGUCAAGAAAGAAGAAAACUCCAUGGAUGAUCACCAAGAUAGCUCGAGUUCUCGUGAGAUUUCAAACAAGUUCACACAGAACAAUAAUUCUUCACCAUCGAGUGCCCCUUCACCUGAUAAAGAAACAAAGAAUGGGAAGGGGUCUAGUGUGAAAUCAGAACCACAAAAUACCCCAAAGAGUGAAGGGCAAUUACGUAAACUUAAAGGAAAAGAUCAACUGAAGCGAUCAAAAUUUCAAGAUGAGAAUGGGAGGUCUGAUGUGGAUGUUGCAGAAUCUGCAAAACCCAAAAAGAUAAGAAAAAAACGCAAAAAUAAUACAGGUAAUGCCACUGUAAUGGAUGCUGAUGCUAAUAAUGCUGCAAUGGAGAAAAGAAUAAGUCCUAUUUGGUUCCAUUUAGUGCCUUCUCAACAACAGGAAGGUGAACCAUUGGGCCAGAUAGAAGGAAGUUUUGUCAGACUAAAGGAUGCAAACAUACCUGUUUCAAUUAUCCAGAAGUUUGUUAUGACCAAACUGAAACUUGGAAGUGAACAUGAGGUUGAGCUCAGAUGCAUGGGUCAACCACUGGUGCCAACAUUGCUGCUAGGUAAUCUCAUGGAGCUGUGGCUCCAGACACAGCCAACUUCACAGACACUUUCCGUCAUAAUCGGCUCAUCAGCUAAGGAAUACAUGAUGGAGAUAUCGUAUGCUAGAAAAACUCCCGCCCUGAUUCCGAUUCCAAUUCCGACCCCGGUUCCAAUUCCAGUUCCGGCUCCAGCUCCGACUCCGACUCCGGCACCGGCACCGGCACCAGUGACUUGACCGCUAUUCCCCUCCUUCGGUUUCCACAUAGUGUAAGAAAUGGAAGGACAAGAAGCUGAGAUGUUCUAGUUUUAUAGUUUAUGUAUCAGACAAUAUGACUAAUUAUAAAGUUUUAAGUUACUAUAUAGUUGUAGGUUUGUGGUUUUUUUACUACAUAUGUCGGUGAAUUUUCAAAUGUUGUCACCUUUGAACCCUCAACUUUUUAUUAGUUCAUAACUAUUGCUAGUAUUUCUGCC
Messenger RNA from Lactuca saligna, 1856 nucleotides. NCBI's taxonomy places the organism in Eukaryota, Viridiplantae, Streptophyta, Magnoliopsida, Asterales, Asteraceae. The record is from the annotation of a GenBank genome assembly.